This is a messenger RNA of Populus nigra (black poplar), 1277 nucleotides long. RefSeq lists its product as uncharacterized. The record is from RefSeq and is a predicted model, not a curated record. The transcript is spliced from 3 exons. NCBI's taxonomy places the organism in Eukaryota, Viridiplantae, Streptophyta, Magnoliopsida, Malpighiales, Salicaceae. Bases 47 to 868 code for a protein of 273 amino acids.
GAGAGAAAGAAAGAUCAGAGAGAAACGACGCAGAGAGAUCAUAGAAAUGUGCGACUUUAAUCUUCAAGAAUUCCAAAUCCCCGCAGCCAACAACUUUGAAGAUGAAUCCAUUGAUUUCUCUCUUCUCCGCCUUGACCCAUCUACCAACAACCACCACCACAGUACUCCUUGCACUACUUGUGGCUGCUCUGCCUCUUACUCUUCCAACAAACGCAGGUCUCCUGACCAUAACCCACAAGACCAACUCACAAAGAAACCCAAGAAACUGUUUGUUGAACCCCAUGAAACCACCACUACUAACGAGAACAACAAUGUCGCUAAUUCUGUAUCCGGUUUCUCCAAGAUUCUCCAACCCAUUUGCAGUACUGACCCUGUCCUCCGCCGCUGCCUUUCUGAUCCUUGUUCCCCGCCAAAUGUGGCCAACUUGGUCGCACAAUCGCCACCGGGGAGUUCUAAGAAGGGAAGUGCGUCUCUGCCUCCAAAGCCACCGUUGAGAAGAUCAGUGUCAGACCUGUCUCCUAACAAGAGCCUUUCAAGGUCUUCAAGUUCCAAUGGAAGUUCCAGUUUCAAGUGGCUGAAGAAGAUGAGGGAUAGCAUGAAGGAAAUAAAUCAAUGGUGGGACGAAAUUAUGCCCGAUACUGAUGAAGUUUUUGCUGAGCCAUGUGAUUUUGAAGAAGAAGCUGAGAAAUUAGGCUCUGAAGAUAACCCUACUGAUGCAACUGAAAAGAGUGAUUCAAUGAAAGAUUAUGAAGAAUCUGUUUGUGUGGAGAAAUCUGGGGAUUGCUUCAUCGUUCAUUUCAAGUGUCCCUGCGGCAAACGAUAUCAGAUCCUUCUCUCUGGAGGGAACUGUUACUACAAAAUCAUGUAGAAUGUGCAGCUGAUUCGCCUAAAAAGGCUGAUAUUAGGUACUGAUAAUACUUGUAAAGUUGCACUCAAUAGUCUCUAUGUUUCUUAUUCAAAGUUCUAAUCUUCUGUGUUUCAGAUUUUUUCAGGAUGAUUUUGUAGACAAGGCUAUGAUUCUGAUGCUGUGAUAAUUCUUCUUAGGUCAUAAUUUGGCUUUUUUGAUUGAUAUUGUUGAUAGUAUUCAUUUACUCUAUAGUCUAAUUUGCUCUGGAUGAAUUACUUUUCAUCUGAGUGCGUUGUGUUUUUACCAAAUUGGAUAGGAAAUUAGUCUGUCAAGUUAGAAUCUGCAAAGAGAGAUGGAAAAUAGAUCCUGAAUGUACUUGUUAAGAUUCUUGUCUUCUGUUUCCUGGUUAUGAACAGUAAUUUCUUUUACA